AUGGUCGACUGGCUUUCGUUUUGUCUCCAUCAAUCUACUGCAGUCUUGUGUCGGAAUGGAAUCGCAAUUCCAUUGUCACAAGAAGAUAUGCCACGUUAUUUAGAUGAGAAGAAGAGAGUGGAAGAAUUAGGUGUGUAUACUGAAGAGGGGCAUCUCAACUGUGAGCUGGCGGUCAUGCGGGCCCUAGGAGGCUGGGCAUAUGGAGUUACCAAUCGAUGUGCUGGGAUUUGGCAUGUGGUAUCAAAUCAAGAAGCUGUCGGUGUUGCGAAUACCUGUGGGUGA
This is a messenger RNA of Lactuca virosa, 282 nucleotides long. Lineage: Eukaryota; Viridiplantae; Streptophyta; Magnoliopsida; Asterales; Asteraceae. The record is from the annotation of a GenBank genome assembly.